Messenger RNA from Cordyceps fumosorosea ARSEF 2679, 642 nucleotides. Its product is annotated as cytosol Mn-superoxide dismutase. The transcript is spliced from 3 exons. Gene Ontology annotation, molecular function: superoxide dismutase activity; metal ion binding. The coding region runs from base 1 to 642 and encodes 213 amino acids. Gene Ontology annotation, biological process: superoxide metabolic process. The record is from RefSeq and is a predicted model, not a curated record. Gene Ontology annotation, cellular component: mitochondrion. Lineage: Eukaryota; Fungi; Ascomycota; Sordariomycetes; Hypocreales; Cordycipitaceae.
AUGGCCAGCGCCUACUCCCUCCCUCCUCUUCCCUACGCCUAUGAUGCCCUUGAGCCCAGCAUCUCCAAACAAAUCAUGGAGCUGCACCACGGCCGGCACCACCAGGCCUACGUGACCAACCUCAACGCCGCGCUGCAGUCCGCCGCCGCCGCCUCCGCCGACGUCGCCGCCCAGAUCGCCCUGCAGCAGGCCAUCCGCUUCAACGGCGGCGGCCACAUCAACCAUUCUCUCUUCUGGGAGAACCUAACCCCGGCCAGCAGCCCCGACGCCGACCUCACCGCUGCCGCCCCGCGCCUGGCCGCCGCCCUCGCGGCCACCUGGGGCUCCGUCGAGGCCUUCCAAAAGGCUUUCGCCGCGGCGCUGCUCGGCUUGCAGGGCAGCGGCUGGGGGUGGCUCGUCAAGGACACGGCGCACGGGGGCGCGCUGAGGAUCGUCACGACAAAGGACCAGGAUCCGGUGGUCGGCGCGGAGACGCCGGUGUUUGGCGUGGAUAUGUGGGAGCACGCCUACUACUUGCAGUACCUCAACGGCAAGGCCGCGUACAUUGAAAACAUUUGGAAGGUCAUCAACUGGAAGACGGCCGAGCGCCGCUUCGUCGGCGGCCGCGAUGACGUCUUCAAGGCUCUCAGGGCGUCCAUCUAG